CGGCAACCACGGGAUCUGACAGCAAUCCCUCGACGUUGUAAGCUAUCUCAGACUGCUGGACUGAGUCUGUCAGCGCCUCCAUGCGCCACGCGGCGCACAGGCUAAAUUUACAUAAUUUUGAUAAGCAUCCCAAAUUUAGAUUUUCUUCCAACGUACAGCAACCACCAUAGACGCCUCACAGAGUUGACAUUCAUCUGUGCCGACGACAUAUAAAUAAUCACAAGGACUAUUAACCGUUGUAAGAUAGGACGAUAAACAGAGCGUCCCACUCUAUCGACUGUCUUCACCCUCUCUCACUGUUUAUUACAGUAGUUACAACUCACCCCAUUCCCGUGGUAAGUACUACAUCAAUUGCUAGCACAGCCCCACCGGAAACCCUCAACCUCACCCCCCCAAUCCAACCCAAACAAACCUCAGAUGUCCCGCAUGGCCGACGAGAGAAGCUCUCCGAGAAAUGCCGGCCAUCCGCCGCCCCAACCCGCACAACCACACCUUCCACACUUCGUGGACCCGGCGGUGGUGGCGUUGUUUGGGCCAGGCGUGACCCAGUGGGCGCACUCAGAAGAUGCCUUUGUGCAGGCGCUAGCGUUAAAGACUGAGCAGGAAAAGACGAAGCAGGAGUUCUACCGCUUGGAGGUGACCAACCGCUCGCUCGAGCUCUUGCGCUCCGCCACUAACGCCAACAUCCCCUCGCACCUCAUCCCGCUUAUGUUUUCCGGUGGUAGCUUGGAAGGCCUGCAACCGCCACAGCCCCAGUUUCUGGUGCCCCAGUCCUUCCAGCAAAAGGGGAAACAGCCGUUCCGGCAUGACCGCAGCCAGACUAUUUCCACGCCCAGGGAGCUCUACAAUCCCUACAACGCCAACCCCACGCCACCCGCGGCAUAUCGCUUCGGGGGUGGACCGGCGCCCCCUAACCGCCCCCUCAGCCCGGCCAAGCUCGGUGCCAAAGCGGUAGCGUCGUUGUCGGGAGACAGACCGCUUCGCUCCGCCGCGAGUGCCAAGGUGCGCGUGGCGCAUCAUCGGAAUGCAUCCUUGCCGAACCCUUCUGCGGCAUCAGCCACCAUUCCUGAGGCUAGCACCGUGUCGUUCAGUCGUCCACCCGAGAUCAUCCCCACACAGGAGUCGAUGACUUCCUUGCAGCAUGUGAUCCAGUUCCACCACUGGCAGCCCGAACACCCCAAGGCGCCGGGCGACGAGAACGAGCGAAAGCGCCGCAAGUCGUCCUCCGACCAGUCGAAAGAUGACGAGGAAAGGCCAAUGUUGCCUCCUGCGCACAAGCGCACGCCCAGCGCGUCCGUGGCCAAACCCGCAGAGCAGUACAGCGGGGUGAACAUUUUGGCAGACGCGGCCAUGAACCUCAAACACGAACAGAGCGAGGAGAAGAAGGAGACUCCGACGUUCCCGAACAACAUCCUUUCGUCGCCGGUGUGAUUAAUAGAUAGGAGAAUGUAGCAGAAGGGCAAGCGAAGACGUAGUGAAUAUGAGUUUACGAGCGCAGCGAAGAAGCCAAGCCAAGUAGAAGUUUGCGAGCACAAGACGGGUAUAACAAAGUGUUCAUGGAGGGGAUAAGGAGGUGUGCGUGAAGGAGAGCUUAUGCGGUUUAGGCAAUUGCUGGGAAUUAAUGGUAGAGCUAGACUUUUUUUUUUGCUGCAUAUCGGGUAGUACUCCAAUGAUGAAUCAAAAUUACGACGAGGUAUAUGGUUUUUAGCUAAGCAAACUUUGAGAUUUGG
Messenger RNA from Babjeviella inositovora NRRL Y-12698, 1730 nucleotides. RefSeq lists its product as uncharacterized. The record is from RefSeq and is a predicted model, not a curated record. Bases 427 to 1431 code for a protein of 334 amino acids. NCBI's taxonomy places the organism in Eukaryota, Fungi, Ascomycota, Pichiomycetes, Serinales. The transcript has a single exon.